Histoplasma capsulatum G186AR is the source of this 3754-nucleotide messenger RNA. Its product is annotated as DNA methyltransferase Dim-2. Gene Ontology annotation, molecular function: methyltransferase activity; chromatin binding. Bases 44 to 3754 code for a protein of 1236 amino acids. The transcript is spliced from 2 exons. NCBI's taxonomy places the organism in Eukaryota, Fungi, Ascomycota, Eurotiomycetes, Onygenales, Ajellomycetaceae. The record is from RefSeq and is a predicted model, not a curated record. Gene Ontology annotation, cellular component: nucleus.
CUCCAACCCAGCAUCCGUGUUCUUCAUCCUAUGAUAUGAUGAAAUGGUUGAUUCGACGGGUUCAGAAGAUCUUAAAAUAGAUCUAGAUCUAGAUAUCGUCUCCCAACAGCAACAGGAACUGAAUUUCGAACAAACAACUCAGCUCUCUGAAACUGCCAAAGGUCAUGGCAGCCCGAUCGAGGAAUUGGCUGGUAUUUCGCUACCACCACUGACAUAUCCACAGUCAUCCUACCACGGUCAUCAAUCGACUCAACCGAAGUCUACUGAAAGUCAAGCAGUAGAGACGUUGAUCAAUGAGUCAGGAAUCGAUAAGCAGACUUAUGAGGAGAGCGAAUUUAUUAGUCUUCAAUUGGAUGACUUCGUGAUCUACGCGUCGCCCGAGGACUCGCCGGCCCCCUAUGGCAUGGUUUCACUCGAUCAGGUGGCUGGAAGGUUUGGAAAGCAGACUGUCAAAUUUUUCUUUGAUGGGGUGCUGAAAGUGCCGGGGAGCCAGGGACUGUACCUGGAAAAAGUGCCAUUCCGCUUUGUGUCAAUUGGAGGAUAUGGAGACAUCGAGCAGCAUCAUGUCGGGAAAGAUAUGUGGAUCCAGUCGAUUUACGGCGCAUCUACAUCGCUCGGAGACCUAUGGUAUCAAUUGGGCACGCCCGCCGUAGAAUAUAAAGACUACCAUCAAUCAUUUUGCUGGCUUGCUAAUCUUGCAAAGUUUUUCAUUGACUACCUCCAACAUCAUGAGAAUGUCACGUUACGCCACUUUAAAAACGACUUUUCCUCCUGGCUUAAGGACCUGCACGGGCCGGAUCCGUCUUUUGUACAAUGGAUGGCUGAAUACAAAAGUCUCGACUUUAGACACGCUAUCAAUUCCUACUCCAAUUUUCUCGAGAAGCAAGCAUGGGAUUUGGACCCUACUUACUGCUCUCAUCCACUUUGGGCUGAGCUUGGUGUUACUCAGGACGACCAUGUUCUCCAAAUGCAACCGCAAAAAGCAAAGCGGACUGUUGUCACGCCAUACGUAUAUAAAUGUUUCAAAAACAUGGUGUGGGCAAAUUGCCUUACUUCCGUGGAGCUUGAUCCUCAGGUAUCAGCAAAUCACAAGUCACGGCUGCAAGAGCUUGGCUUUCUACGGAAAGGAAACGAAGUGAAGAAGAUGGCCUCGGAAUGUGCUGUUGGUCUCGAUGGGGCUGUAGCGGUUCGUCCAAAGGAUGUCAUUGCCAUCCGAAGGGAUCAUCAGACGCGUUGGAAGGGCACGGAAGACUUGUGGUAUGCUGUGGUUCAGGAUGUGCAUCCCCGUGAGAAGCGCUCACCGAGAUUAAGUCUAAUUUGGCUGUAUCGGCCUUCCGAGACUGUGUGCGCAGAUAUGACGUACCCUCAUGCAAAUGAACUCUUUUUGUCCGAUCAUUGCAACUGUCACGAUAGUGUCAUUGAUACUUCUGAGAUUGUUGAAAAGGUCAAUGUGACUUUUUAUUCCUGUCAAGCGGAGGAAGGGGCAAAGUUUUUCAUUCGACAGACAUAUUUCUCGGAGGAUGAAUCUUUCACUUCUCUAAAAGAAGAGCAUUUCAAUUGCCAAUGUCGAAAACCCACAUCAAAACCGGAGUUCUCAAUUGGCGAUACCGUCCUUGUUGAAAGCUCGAAUAAAUCAAACUCCGAUCAAGUAUAUCUCGAGCCAGUGGAAAUUUUGGAAUUCUGCGAAUCUGGAUUAGUGAAUGUGCGAGUACUUCCCCGCCGUGGACGAGAUUACAACGAUACUAGUUGUCGCCCGAAUGAGCUUGUCUAUACCAAUCGGACUCGAAGUAUUGAUGUAGAUCAGAUUGAAAGACUGUGCCAGGUCAGGUUCUAUACUGAGGAGCAAAAACGGGAUGGUUCUAUUCCAGUGCCGUAUAGCCGAGACGGAACUGGCGAUGCCUUUUAUAUCACUGCGCAGGAGAUCAACUCUGAAAACGGACCUGAGCUUGUUUCUUUACAACAUCCACCAGUGGGAUUCAAAGAAGGUCCUAAUUAUUCUGAGGACACCGGUUUUCGCAAACUUCGGGCACUCAACAUAUUUAGUGGCGGAGGGAGUUUUGAUAGGGGCCUCCAAGAAGGGGGUGCAAUUGAAAAUAAAUGGGCGGUGGAAUGGAGCCAUGUUCCCAUGCUUACAUAUCGGGCGAAUCAUGAUAAUCCGGAAAAGAUACACUUAUUCCUCGGCUCUGUCAAUGAUUUCCUCCUCCAAGCCUUGCAGGGAGAAGCCAAAGCUAGUAAUUUGGUUGCCAAGCUAGGCGAUGUGGGGUUUAUUUCAGCCGGGAGUCCCUGUCAGGGGUACUCUAGUGUGAAUGGCCGCAAAGAAAGCGCAGUAUCCAUGCAAAACUCAUCCAUGAUAGCAUCUGUGGCUUCAUACGUCGAUUUCUACCGACCGCAGUACGCAAUCUUGGAGAAUGUGAUAGCUAUGUCAAAUCGGACACAUGAGAGAAGCCCAUUAUGUCAACUGUUAUGCACAUUUGUUGGUAUGGGCUACCAAGUUAGAAUUCUUAAUUUGGACGCUUGGAGCUUUGGAGCUCCGCAGAGCCGGUCCAGACUUUUCAUAGUCAUUGCUGCACCUGGACUACAACUACCUGCACAUCCUCCUCUCACUCAUUCUCAUCCGCCGAAGACAACGCAAAAGUCCUUAGGUGAAGCUCCCAAUGGCCUCCCUUUUGGAAAGAGACAUUGGGAAGUCCCUGUUUUUGACUUCUUGCCAAUUUCCGAAUCCGUAAAGGAUCUCCCAAAAAUCGGGAGGGCAAGAAUAACUCCCAUUAGCCACCCUGACCAUCGGCCUGUACGGUUUGAGUCUAUUUCCAAUCAACAUUUAAUCAACAGUAUACCGAAGGCUCCAAGGCUUCAAGGAUUACGUGACGCGGUAGCUAGGGGAUUCUUUUCCCCGGAAGAAGACAAUGCGCGCCAACGCAACUGCCAAAGAGCAUGGAGUCGGGUGCAUCCGCAUUUGUUAAUGCCAACUGUUACCACAUUCCCAUCCCCAUUUUGCAAGUUCACAGGGAGAUGGCUUCACUGGGAAGAGGAUAGAGUGAUGAGUGUGAUGGAAGCUCGAAGAGCCCAAGGCUUCCCAGACAAUGAGGUUUUGGUAGGCUCACCAGCUCAGCAAUGGAAAGUUGUAGGUAAUAGCGUCGCCAGACAAGUUGCUUUGGCUUUAGGCUUGGUUGUGAGAAACGCAGUUCUUGAGAACAUUCGCAAAACAGCGCCCAGGAAUGAUAUCCAAGUGUCUCAUAACAUUCAGGUUGUUCUAGAAAAGCUCAAGGAGGAAUAUAGCAAGCCCAUCAGCGAUCCGGCCGCGGAAUCCGUCGAAAAUCCUGAAGAAGAAACCUCGGGUCCCAAAACGGAAGCGGCACUGCAAACGAUUCCGCUGUGGGAAUUUCCCAUUUUACAAUCGAAAACUCCUAAUGAAAAUGAUUUUGAUAACAGCACUGCAACACCAACACCAACCCCAACCCCAACCCCAAUCCCACUUGACUGUGCCUCUGAUAUUCAGCGAAACAAGAGUACUGCCACUUCAACCCUAACAGCCUGGAGUUCUCGAUCGGAAUCAGUAACAGCAAACCCUGGCAACACCGCAACUCCUUGUGGCUUAUCAGAUAGGAAUGAUUUGUAUUUAAAUUUGGACAACCCCAAAAGGGCAGCAGACCUUUCCUCUGAUAUACUUGAGUCAGGACCUAUACUUGUCCCUAUCAAGAAGCGGAGAUUUAGUGACGAAACUCGAGAUGAAAGGAAUGGUUUCUCCCUGGGCUGA